Messenger RNA from Aspergillus versicolor CBS 583.65, 1490 nucleotides. RefSeq names its product fungal specific transcription factor domain-containing protein. Bases 208 to 1233 code for a protein of 341 amino acids. The record is from RefSeq and is a predicted model, not a curated record. NCBI's taxonomy places the organism in Eukaryota, Fungi, Ascomycota, Eurotiomycetes, Eurotiales, Aspergillaceae. Gene Ontology annotation, cellular component: nucleus. Gene Ontology annotation, molecular function: DNA-binding transcription factor activity, RNA polymerase II-specific. The transcript is spliced from 3 exons.
GGAUCGGCUGCUGCAUCGCUACGCAAUCAACUACCACACCUUCUGUCCUCUUGUCCCCAAAAGUCUCCUCUGCGCGACAGAUAUGCGAAAGCUGGCCAUUGAUGAGCCGUUCCUCCUGGUGGUGAUUUUGACGAUCGCAUCAAAGGAUGAGGCUGUAUAUCAGGCCACUCAUCAACACUGCUGUCGGUACGCCAGAUUUCCGUCCGUAUGGGACAGUCUUUCUGGUCGAGGGGCCCCUCCCUCUCGACUCACUUCACAGCCAAAGAUUUUCCGAGUCUGUGCCUUAGGGCAGACGCGGAACAUAACUAUGCAUUGGUGCUACAGGCCAGCAUAGAGCUCACUCAGCUACUUCAUAACGUGCAUGAUAUCCUGUACUCGUCCAAAGAACGACAAAUGCAGAUGGUCCGGCGAGGGGACUACAACCGCUAUCUAGAUGACUUUCGGCGCUCCCUGUUAGCAUGGCAAGGCCGGUGGGACGAUCUAAAAGCAUCCCCGAAACUAAGUUCCACCUUACGGAUUGUCAAGGAGUACGUUCGCCUGUAUGUCAAUGCGUUCGCCUUCCAGUCAAUUCUUUCAAGGGCAGUCCGCGAGAACCACCAUCAUGCCUCCGGUGGGACUAUCUCAGAAUCAGACCCGAGGCAUCCUCUCUCUUUGUUUCCCCACGGCAUCACCUCGACUCCAGAGGGUGCAUACGUCCUGGAAGCAUUGGAUGCGUCCCGGGACAUCCUAAUCAUCACUAGUCAAACUAACCCGGAAUCGCAUCUUCGGCACAUGCCCUUCCGCUUCUACGUAUAUACCGUGUACUCGGCCGUGUUCCUCUACAAAGCGCAGGUCUUCGGGGCUCUAGGGCCCGCCGAAAAGAUCGAAGCUGCUUCCCUGGUGGAGCAAUACAUCAGGGUCCUUGAACGCGCAGCUACCAACGAAUAUCACGUCGCUAACCGGUUCGCCAGCCUGCUAAAACGGAUGUGGAUGUCUGAUACCACCGUCAGGGAAUAUUCAUCGCCGAUGAGAAUGGCAUCUCCCGCCCUGGAACAUUCGGGUAUGAACUGCGAAGCUCUCCAGAAUAUCAGCAUGAUCGAUCGCCAAGUUCAUCCAGAUGUUGCAUUUGGAACGGGAGUUCCAGCGCCUGCAGACAUUGCAACCCCGGAGUUCAAUUUAUUUUGUCCAGAGUUCUCGAGUUUAGAGUCCGAGCUGGUUGGGCUUGGUAUGGGUGCUGUAGACUUUCCAAUAUGAAGAGAAAUUUUCCGGCUAUAGAUGUAUCCUUGGUUGGCCGUUUCGUGUGCAAGACAACGUGCCACCUCCUCUUUCCGAGCGGCUGUAGAUGGACAGAGCUAGGCAAACUAGAAUCCGGGGUCAAAAUGUGGAGACGUAUAGCCAGAAACGGCCUAAGAUGGUACGAGAUGGCUAGAGAUGGAUAAUUCUCUAUGGAAACCCCUAUAUCAAGCGUCCCCGGGCAAAUGAUGCCUAUUCAAUUACCAUGUUUUACCUCC